AUGGUUUCUGUAGGACACGACGAGGAUCUCGAUCCCGCGAACGAAGUCGAUGUGGAGUCUCUGAUCAUGCAAAUCACAUCGGAAGAAGAAGAAGAGGAAAAACGAGCGGCCGACUAUGCACGGCGACCCCUACAGGAGUUGUGGCAGCGGAAACUUGUGAUUAAAAUGAACACGGUCCGGAGUCCUGUAAGCUACCCCUAUCCGAGCAUUCGGGACGAGACAUUCAUAUUGGCCGAGCUCUUCGCAGCUGUGGAGGAGGGCAAUCUGUCGGAGCUCGAAGAUCUAUUCAGCGAGCCGGGGGUCGAUCCCAACAUGAGCAACAAGCAUGGCGAAACUGUGGCCCACAUAGCGGCGGGGGCAGGCAGACUUGACGUGCUCCGGUUCUUGAAGGAUAGAGGCGCGAACUUCGACGUUUCUGAUUCGCACGGCGAUAGCACAAUGUACUGGGCAGCGCGGCAGGGUCACACCGACGCGAUCCAGUAUUUGUGGGAGCAGAAGGCCAGAGUGAACACCCACAACAAGCAGGGGGAAUUUCCGUUGCACGUCGCGGCCCGCUACGGACACAGAGCGGCUGUCAAGCUGCUGUGUUCGCUUGGUGCAAAUAUUAACAACGUCGAUGAGCACGGAGAUACGGCCCUUCAUAUCGCAGCCUGGCACGACUUUCCGGCCAUUAUGCACGUUUUAUGUCAAGCUGGUGCUUUGACCCAUCUGCGAAACAGAGAAGGCGAAACCGCUUUGCACGCCGCGGCCUCCCGGGGCCACACAGAAUCGGUCCGAUGUCUUUUGGAAGCCGGAGCGGAGCUGGAACUGCUCGACAAACACGGCUGCUCGGCUCUUCACCUUGCCCUGCGGCGACAUCAUGUUCCCGUGGCGCUCGUUCUUCUCGAAGCUGGUUGUCCCAGCGAUGAAGUAGAUAAUCACGGAGACGCACCGAUUCACGUUGCUUGCCGAGACGGGCUCCUGACUCUAGUCGAAUCUUUAUGUGCCCUCGGAUGUAAUAUAGAUGUGCCAAACAAGGUGGGUCUCUACCCCAUACACUUAGCAGCAAAGAACGGCCAUGAUGAAAUCAUCAGAUGUCUCCUUCUCGCGGGAUGUGCUGUUGAUACAAAAAACCGUGAUGGAGUUCCGGCCGAAAUCAUAUCAUUAGCCCAAGGACAUACUCAAAUUGGGGAACUCUUAGCCCGCCUGAAGAACGACUCCUUGCGACAGGAUUUCGUCAGCCAAAUGAAAACGAAUAACCAACAGCUAGCCAAAAUAAAGAUAAAAAUCCUCGGUCACUCGGGUUGCGGGAAGUCCACCUUCGUAGAGACGCUGAAGUGCGGCUAUUUCAGUAGCUGGUUCAGAGGGAGUCGGCCGUCGACGACUACCAAACCGAACAACGUGCAGCAACAAGUUUCUGCGGGUCAUGUCCAUCCCGGAGGCAGCGUUGGCAGCAGCAUUAAUAGCAAGUCAAAGAGCAGCUUAGUGUCUGGUGGCAACUCAUCUCGCUCCUCGACCCCGGAGGAUAUGUUAUGCGAGGUAGACUCGGAGAACAACCUGAAAAAUGUGGGUUUAGCAGCUGCCAUGGGAGCUGAGUGGUCUCAGACUCGAAGUAAUCAGCUCGCGAAGGGAUGCUCGGAGACCGACGUCUUCGAAAAUUCAACGGGUCACAGCUAUACGCGCGGAAUCGAAAUCCAUCAGACCGCCUUAUCCGGAGUUGGGGACGUGAGUCUCUGGGACUUCUCUGGCCACGAAGGAUAUCUCCUGACUUUCGACCACUUUAUUGGUAACCCUUAUUGCGUUCAUCUUGUUUGUUCCCGCUUGAUCGACCCGGUCGAUGUUCAAGUGCGGCAGAUCUCAUUUUGGCUGACGUGGCUGAUAGGACAAGCGCCCCCGGUGGAACCGUUGGGCAUGGGAGGGAAAUCGAGUCAAGCACUACAUGUGGCGUAUAUCGCGACCCACGCAGACCAUUACGGCUCUCAGAAAGAUGCUGAAGCUAUAGCUCAACAAGUUUUCGAUCGACUACGAACGAAGUUCCGACACAGCUUCAAUUUGCAUGAUCAGUUCUUCGUUCUCGACGCUCAGUCCGUAUCCGCACCAGCUUUGAAGAACCUCAAAGCUUAUCUCAGCUCCUUGCGCACCUCAAUACUUCAGCAACUGCCACGGUCUACAGGUCUAUUGGAAGCCAUGCUGAGUCAACUAGCCAAAUGGAGGAGCGCCUCGCCGACUUUCCCUGUUCUCACCUGGGAUCAAUUCCGAGACAUGGUUCGACUCCAGAUCAACCCCUUGGUCGGGGAAGAGCAUUUGAAGGAGUUGGUGAUGCAGUUGACCCUUAUCGGAGAGGUCGUGUACAGCCGAUCAGAUACAGAGGACAUGGUAGUGCUGACACCGCAGUGGCUCGGCUCCGAAGUGAUUGGAGACGUUUUGGCGCAUGAGGAGGUUGAAAGAGCGAGGUCGUCCGGCUGCUACUCACCCGAAGCAUUUCAGCAGAUUUUCCCUGAAGUCGAUGCUGUUGAUCUGCUCCAGGUUUUCGAGAAUCUCAAGUUGUGCACUCAAUACGACAAUGCUGGGGAGGUGGAGUACGAGUUCCCAUGUUACUUCCGGCCAUUGGCGGACAGGUCGGAGGAAUCAAUUUGGGAUCUCUUCCGAGCCAGCUCAGAGGUUUCGAGAGAUAAGAAUUAUUUCCAAGUUCACCUGGGCGUUCAUGUGUCGCCCUUCGACAGUCAUCCUAGAAUUCUCUCGAUACUGUUCCCUCGAGUACAGGUGCACUUGCGGCGCAUGGCUCUGCUUUCAGCGGGCCACGGGAGCGAUUUGACGCAGUGGCAUCUCGGCAGCAGGUAUCUACAUGAAGGCCUCGAAGGCGUGGUCUUUCUGGAAGGCUCGAGAGACGCUCUCGAAGUUCAAGUUCGUGGACCGGCAGAGAGCCAUACGAACUGUUUCUACUUCAUGGAGGAACUCCUAGCCGUCAUUGAUGAUGUACUUCUGGAGGUCUGUCCCGGUAUCGCUUUCGUCAGGAAUCUCCUGUCCGUUGAGGAUCUCAGGAGCUCGCCUGAGACAGCCCACGCCUACCCCGCCACACAGGUGAUGAGGGCGAUGCUAGCUGACGGACUGAAGGCGGCGGUGGAGCAUCCUAUCCGAAGAACCAAAGAGCUGGUGACGAAUUUGCUAGGCUGUUCCCGCGUAGGGACCGCUUUCGUGCCGGGUCCGUCCGUUCAUGCGUCGCAACUUUCUGUGCUGACUCGACAGAAGCUUGGUGCGGCCCUUGACCCACCCGAAAAACUCGGUCGCGACUGGUGUUUACUCUCGGUCCAGUUGGGAUGCGCCGACAUACUGCCAAGGUUAGAGAGGAACCGAAUUUCUCCUUCAACGCAAAAUGAUUUCCCUGCGGCGAGUUCCAAACAGUUCUCACCCAUCGCAAAUGUCCUCCAUCAAUGGUCGAGGGUUUCUCAGAGCAGCAUCGGGGCUCUAGCAACGGCUCUAAUCGAACUCGGCCGGGGCGACGCCGCAGACAUCGUUCUAGGAACGUCUCCGUUACUACAGAUCGUUGUUCCUUCGAGUGAGGUCACGGGAGGACCGACUCGGGGUCUCAUCGAUCCGUUGGGGGCUGCUUAUGGGAACUCAAAAGUCAUUCCGGAAAGCCACCCGCAAAAUAGCGGACUGGCAUUUAGUCAAGGAGGAGGAAAGCGAGCGCUGCACUCUUCAACAGGUCUAUCGAGCGCUUCGAGUACGAGCAUGUCGAGAUAGUACAUGUCGGGACCAUAACGUAAUUGAAAGUCGUCCUGGAUUCCGAGAAGGAGCGGAACCAGGAUAGAGACCUUGUGAUUCCUUAUGAAUUUGGGAUGAUAGAAGUGGCGGGGUGCUUAGCUUGAAAUUUUAUUCGGUCGAGCUAAAGGGACUCCAUUGCCCCCGAUCAAGUUGUGGAAAGUCGACGGGUUCAUCCGCUGGAAACAAUCCGUGAGAGCUCUCCUUCUUUGUUACUAAUGUAGAAAGUGAUAGAUCAUUGUUUAGACAAUUCCGAACUAUUCAGCCGUUUGAAAGCCGUUUCAAUUACUUCCGCGAGCUGAGAUUAGGAAUUCUUGACUCAAACUUAACUAGAACCCUGAAGUGCCAUCGAUUAAUGUUUUUUUUGUGAUGGCGCGAGAGAAUCAUCUCAAUAGUA
Molecule: messenger RNA, 4138 nt
Organism: Galendromus occidentalis (western predatory mite)
Lineage: Eukaryota; Metazoa; Arthropoda; Arachnida; Mesostigmata; Phytoseiidae
Product: death-associated protein kinase 1
Exons: 31
Coding region: 1-3723 (1240 amino acids)
Biological process (GO): signal transduction
Molecular function (GO): protein binding
Source: RefSeq, a predicted model, not a curated record